AUGGGCGACAGUGCGGGAAUACACCGCUAUGUGUCGUUCCACGAGCGGCUGAAGAAUGUGACUAUUGAUCUCUCAAGGGAUGCAAGCCAUAGCUGGGGGCAAAAUCGAUUGCAAGUAGCCGGUCUCGAUGCGCCUGCGAGUGUGUUUGCUGAGGCGACUGGUACUGCAACGACCAUUGCCGAGACAUCUGACUUGCAGAGUACAGCAUUCGGCACAGCCCUAGAGCAAUGGAACGAGCUGAAUUUAAGCUUGCCAUUCCAGGAGUUUUACGCGCUUGUCAAGCCUAAAGCGCAGUCCCUUGUCCUGCUUCUGCAUCACCGCGACGAAAUUGCAACUGUAUUGGAUGCGUCUCUGAUCUUACGAGAUGAUCGAAGUUGGCUUGCAUGGGAUGCACUUCUUGACCUUGUACCUCGUAUGGCGUUUGAUCUAGGACCAGAAUUUUUACCCGUUUACCCAAAGCUCUUGACUGCGCUACUGCGUGCAUCGUCAUCAAUGAAUAAGAACUUGACACAUGGAGACGAUGCUAUGGCUGCACGUCUCGUUGAACGAGCGUUCCACAGUGCUGCCUGGCUUUUUCGCGCUGUGACUUCGCUGAUGCUUAAAAGCCAGAGUCCUGAGCUUCUAAUCACAAGCUGGACGAUUGUGAGGGACGUUAUUGCGGCUGAAAAACCUAGUCAGCCGUUGCCGGCAGGUGCUAAUGAAAAUAUCAAUGAAGUGGCCGAUGAGAAUGAAGAAGAUAAGGAUGAGGAUAGGGAAGAAAAUAUUGAAGAGGGUGAGAAUCAAGUGCUUGUCCAUACAUCGCAGCUUUCGCCCACGACGCACACUAGGCGCUUCGCAACUGAAGCAUUGUCAUACCUGAUUCGCAAGGCCCCACAAGCUCAACUCAAAGAACUAGUCUCACACAUGUUAGUUGACGCGAAUUGCUAUGGGCUUGCAUUGGAGCACGGAAUAGCCGCUACAUGGGCUAACAGUUGCAAGACAGCGUCACAUGCAUUGCAUUCACGCACACCUGAGCUUCUCUCGUGUAUUAUGGAUCUUGAAUCCCCUUGUGCUAUGAUGGUUCGCCGCAUUGGCCGUUGGAUCAUCACGUCCCUUGUGCACCAUACACGAGCACCAGGCAUGGUGUGUGUCUUUGACUUUCUUCUACAGCGGGCAUCGUCUCUUCAGCCAGGCGACGCACUGCAAUCAAUGCUCGAAUGGCUCAUCGCUGCUAUUGGCACGCGGAAAGGUAAACGUGUUGCUGAAGAUUCACUCCAUCAGGUGCUGGUCUUUUUGGCUGAUCUGGAUGAACAUUUGCCAUGGACAGAAGCCCAUGCGUCGCUCCUCCAGUCCUACAUUACACUUGUGUGCUUGUCACUUCCUAAGGCUCAUGUACGGGACAUGACGGGGCCUGGUAAGCGGCUUCUGCAAGCAUUUGUGGCGCGACCCAAGGAAGAGUACUUUGACAUGCCAUGGGCCGCGUUGGCUGGCAUGUUCCGAGUGCUGGGUGAUCCAGCAACUGCAUGGCAUGGGUUUUCCACCUUUGCACUGCCACAUGCAUUGGAGGCCACUUCGCGUGUGCUUGAAGACGAUGCACCUAACGCACAUCAAGACUCAGCUCUUGCACUAUUGUCCGUUCUUGACACACAAGGCCAUUUGGACCCGAUGCUCCAUGCGCCGCCCACGACCAUCGUGCUUCGGUGGAUCAAACGCACGCGCCGCAUUGUACAGAAGCGGCUCGAGCAGCUUGCUGGACGCCUUGAGACAGGCUCAUGGACAGAUGAGGCGACCGUAUCCCUGCCGGCUGUCCAGCUCGCAUGCCGAUUCCCACAGUUUGCCGCCAAGUUUGUGCCGCUUCUUGUUCAGUGCAUCCAGUCCGCAGCAGCGAUGGGCCUUGAGUCAGGUGCACUAGGAGCCAGGUCUGGAGCGGCUGUCAUAGACAUGUCAGCUGUGAUGGGCGCACUCGUGGCAGGUCUCGUGCACUUGUUACAGGCGAGCGACGUGCCAAAAGAGCCGUUGUCUUUUCUGUUUGACGGCAUGCCUAGCACGUUUGAAACGUUGCUGCGUGCAUGUGCGUCCAACCAUGCUGUGCUUCCCGCCCUUGCUGAUCUUGCGUGCAUUGCGCAUGUGCAGAGCGUCAGACUGCCCGGCGCUGCGUUAACAUGGUCGAUGCUGUCGGCGGCUGUGCUUGAUGCGAACCGAGCUGUCGUCCUCGCAGCGUUGCGCAUCAUGUCACUGACGAUCGGUGAUGUGCCUGUGCGUGUGAUGGACAUGCUUGUCGACGUCGAGAGCAUGGGCUUGGAGGUACAGACGAUUGCUACGCGCAAUGUCAAGUUGCGGCAUAUCCAGCGCGAAGCAUGCAAAGUCCUGCGGGCCGACGAUGUCCAGAUGCAGGCGCUUGUGUAUUAUACAGUCGGCACGCUCAAGAUCAACUUCCAGCCAGUGUGGGCGGCCAGUCGAGAAACACUGGUGGCUCUUUGCUCGCGAGUGCCGGAAGAGGUGUGGCGUGUCUCAUUUGCCGAGUGGCAGGCAGCUGAUGCUUUGAUCCAUGCAGGGACAACUUACAUCCAGGAUCACCAAGCGGGUGAGAUCUUGGACACUGCUAUGAAGUCUGACUCCGCAUUUGAUGACACUGUCGACACGGAUACAGAAGAUGCUUUUUCUUUGCACGAUGCCCAGCGGCAGGAACGUGUGCGAUGGAUUCUGCGCUGCAUGCAGAUGGAAAGUGUGACGGCUGUGGAACAUGCAAGGUAUGGACUUGCGGAAAGGUCGAAUGCCCGUGAUGUGCGUCUCGACGUGCGCCACUAUGCCGAUCAGCUGUUGCGUGUGUACGAGAAGCAUGCGAUGCUGCCUGAGAAACACAGCGAGGCGUUUGUGUCGGCUGUCAUUGCACAGUGGUCGUCACUGGUGGACGACGAAGCGGAGCUGGAACUGGCAUCAGCAUCCACACCGACAACUGGCGCACGGAUGCCAGCGGUCAUGCGGGCCGAGCGACUCAGGCGCUUUCUCGCGAUAUUUGCUGAAUUCCGUCAUCCCGCGAGUAUGUAUAAGUCACCUGCGAUGAAGAGCCGCUUUCUUGCCUUGUGCGCGAAUCCGGAGCUGGCGAUCCAGCGAGGCGCCGUCGAAUGUCUUCUUGCUUGGAAAGACGAAUGGCUUGUUUUGCAGGAAGACACGCUGCAAAAGCUGCUCGACCCCGCCAAGUUCCGCGACACGCUCUCUCACCUCAACUUAGCCGCUUCGUCGGAGCAGUUCAGCCCGACUGACCGACCGCAUGUCAUGCAAGUGCUUGUGCGUCUGCUGUACGGCAUGAUGGUGUCGCGUCGUGGUGCGCGGACAAGUGGUGCAGGACAGACGGCGCGCCGCUCAGCUAUCCUUGCGUCGCUGUACGAGAGCAGCGAGGACGAUAUUGGUUUGCUCGUGAAUCUUAUGCUUGGUUCAUUCAGCGACCUUCACGCUACUCCUCUCUCACAUUCAGACGUGUUCGUUGUACCUGCCAAGGUCCCGCAGGCCUUGCCUCGCAAGCAGUUGGGUCUGCUGGCGACGAUGGGUGAUGUGUUGCGGCAUUUAGGGCGGCCCCUCACGUUCUGCCUGCCGCGUCUCGUGGCAGUCGUGGUGACCAUAGAUGCUCAUGCGAGCGAAUCAUCCGAUGCAACGAUGCGGAUGAUUCGACGUACCGCAUUUCGGCGACUCGCUGACUUUGUACGCUUGGCACCCGAUGUCGACUGGCAUCCAUUCCGUACGGCGAUCCUGUCCAAACUCAUUCAUCCACGCUUGGCUACAUUUGCGGACGACAGCGUCCAGGCCCCAUCUUCGUUGCUUGAUGUAUGCUGUGCUUGGGUGUCGCGACCGGACACGCUCCUGUGCUUCAUGAGUGAUCCAUCCGUGCUGCGUUCUGUCUAUGCGGGUCUUAGCCGGCCUAGUAUCAAGCCAUCUGUCGUGCACACAAUCCUCGACAUGGCUGAGCGCAUCUUGCAUGCUGGUCAAGGUCUGCACGGUGACCAGAACGAUAUGGCCGAUGUCAGCGACAUUCACACAACACAAGCUAUCCACAGUCGUGUCGUUGUGCCAACUUCUUCGUCAUUGCUCGAGCAUAUUGUGCCGCUGGUACGCCAUACGAUCCACUCUUCGUUUGCGCAUCCUCUCUCCACGCAGGUCCGUGAUGAAAUGCUGCGCAAGCAGCUCAGUGUCUUGUCUCAGCUUGCGCCACAUUUGACAAGCUCCGAUGAUGCCGCGGCUGUGCUUUCGCUUCUUGUGCCACUCAUGCAGCACGGUGCGAAAGCAGUGCCUGAACGCGUCAAAAUAGAGCUGCUGCGUACAUUGUCGUUGCUGCUUCCUCGUGCCAGCUGUGAAGGCGCUGCCCUCGAUGAUUUGUACACGCUCUUUUGUCGCCUCGGCGCCGAGUUGCGAUGGCAGCCAGCUCGCAUGCAGUAUGCUCAAGCUUUCGCACAGCUUGCACAAAAAGAUGCCUCUCUCGAGCGCAUCACCUCAUGGGUAUCGAGGCUCAAUGCCUACUCGGCGCGCACACUCAACGAGCCUGAUCUCGAGACGCGUCUGUUGGCGUUUGACGCGAUCCUCGAUCCUCACACGCAAAUCGACGUGCGUGAAUGGCAUGCACUUUUGUACGAGGCACUCUUCUUCGUCAUGGAUGAAGAGCUAGUACUGCGCACGAACGCGUCCUCACUGAUUCAGCGCUUCGUCAGCGAGGCGCAAAGCGAACAGGCUUUGUCACUCGCCACUGACGUGCUAUUGCCAGGUGUAUACAAGCGCCUCCACACCCGCGUAGAAACGGUGCGCAAAGAACUGCUCACAAUUUUGGGUCUCGCUGUGGCCCAUUGGGCCGACGUUUUGCCGUCACUCACCGAGCUGCAAGUGCUGCGCGCUGGUGGCGAUGACGAGGCCAGUGUGUUCACGAACCUGUACCAUAUCCAGACGCAUCGUCGAGUUCGUGCGUUGCAUCGUCUGGGCGAUGCUGCUGAGGCUGGCUCACUGCGCAGUCGCACACUCUCGGAGCUAUUUGUCCCUCUCGUCUGGCUCUUUCUCCUGCCAAAUCAGUCUGGCGGCAUUGAUAUGAACAUGGCAAACGAGGCACUUGCUUGCAUACGCCGCAUGGCAACGCACUUACAAUGGGGCCACUAUUACUAUUGGCUCAAGCGCUUUCUGCGUCAGCUCAAGGAACAUGCAGGCAAGGACGAGACAUCGGCGUCUGAGCGACUGCAUGUUCGCGGCAUUGUGGGUGUAUUGGAGGCAUUCCAUUUUCCCAUGGAUGAGGAUGUCGAGAUGUCCGACGACCCCAUCGCUGAUGAGAGUUCGACACAGGCGCCGCCACACGCCAUCGCGCAUGAUCUGACGCUCGAUACAGCUGACGCACGGAGCUUGCCACGUGCACAGCGUCUCGCUCUUGCCACAACCCUGACAACGCGCGUCUUGCCGCCCUUGUACGAGGCCCUUGCCACAAAGGAUGAAGACCGUCUUCCUGCUCGUCUGCCCCUCCUUAUAGGGACUGCACGUCUUGCCAUGUACCUUCCGAGUGAUCGACGGAAUGUGGAAUUAUUCAAAGUGUUCUCUGAACUUGGUUCUGCUCUUCGUAGCAAACUCCAGUCCACUCGCGAUACGUGCCGCGACAUGGGCGUUCAAAUGCUGCGUGCUAUCGGGGCUUCGUAUCUUCCUGAUGUCGUGCAUGAGCUUCGGCGCAUCCUCACUCGUGGUCCUCAGCUCGCCGUAUGUGCAUACACCCUGCACACGCUGCUUGUUGCUCUGGCCGUGCCUGCCGUGCCAGGCACCGCGCCCCUACUGACGAAGCUUGACCGGGGCGUGCGUGAUAUGACAGAAGCUGUGAUGGAAGACCUCUUCGGCCUCACUAGCGAAGACCGUGCGGCUGUUGAGUAUAAGACCAAGGUUCGCGAGCUCCGUCAAAGCAAGAGUCUUGACUCUUUCGAACAUCUUGCGCGACUUGUGGAUCCGCGCUCCCUCCAGGAACUUCUCUUGCCUUUGCGGGGUGUUUUGGCUACGUCCAUUGACCCAAAGACGUUGCAUUCCGUAAAUGAAUGCUUGCACCGCAUUGCCUCAGGCGUCAGUGCCAAUCCUCACAUCGACACCAGUUCCUAUCUUAUUCUGUGUUAUACACUCAUUGCACGCGGUGCCAAGGCUCUUGCUGAAACACCACCAUCAGAAGCGCCCCAUCUUGCGCAAAAUGCACAUUUCUUCGUCGAGCUGGGCCUGGAUCUUUUGACGACCGCCCUGCGGAGAUCGCGCUUUGACAUCCAUGACGAAGCGACGGUGUCGAAGCUGUUGCCGUUGGUCAAAGCCGUUGGCGAAACGCUGUACGCACGCAAUGCGCCUGUCGUUGAGCGCGGCUUACGGGCCGUGGCGGCUCUAGCGCGAUGUCCGCUACCAAAUCUUGAUGAAACACUACCUGUGAUGCAAAAGCAAAUGCUUCUCUUGCUCCGUCAUGCAGGUGGCAUUCACUCUUCCAUGGCUCAGACGACUCUCCGCUCACUCUCUGUUGUUUUGCGUGAAGGCCGCGCGAGAGCUCCGCCUGCCCGGCAGUUGACGGAGCUCCUGAACCUAGUUUCGUCUGAACUUGAUGCACCCGAUGCCCAGACAAGUGUGUUUGCGUUGCUGCGUGCCAUCGUAUCGCGAGCAUUUGUGGUGCCUGAGAUUUACGAUGUCAUGGAUCGCAUUGCUGAGCUGCUGGUGACAAGUCACGACGCGCAAGUUCGUGAGAUCUGUCGCUCUUUAUACCUCUCUUUCCUGCUCGACUACCCUCAAGGACAAGGCCGGCUCAGGAGCCAGCUCGAGUUCCUUGCAAAGCACCUUGCCUACGAGAGCGAAAGCGGCCGUCGAAGCGUUUUAGACAUCCUAGGCGCCAUCAUGUCGAAGUUCUCAACCGAUGUCAUUUCGCAAUACUCGCAGCUGUUUUUUGUUGCGCUCGUCAUGCAGCUCGCGAACGAAGACUCGCCGCAUGUAAGACGACACUCGGCUGACGUUCUGGGCACACUUCUUCGCACCGUUCAUGAGAAAGAACGCGACGCUCUUUUGCGUAUGGCCAAGGGAUGGGCGAUGGCGCAUGGCAGUGACCAAGCCCAAAAGCUCGCAGCUGUCGCGCUGCGUGUCUAUGACAUUGCACAUGCUCAAUCCGCUUGUCCUCCUUGGGCUAUUCAAGAUGCCUCGGAAGCCAUCUCUCAGGCAUUAUACGACAGUGCACAAGCCAUGAGUAGCGAUAGUGCCGAUCCGGACUCCAUCUCCUGGCAGCUCACGUACCAGGCGCUCCAGACUAUGCAAACGAUCGUGCUGGGCGAUCCAAAGGCUUGGUCUCGCUUCGACUCGGCUAUCUCAAAUGUUGUUACAUUGCUGACGUGGCCUCAUGCUUGGUGCCGAGUUGCUGCGUCCCGUGUGAUGGGCGCUUAUUUUGCAGCAGAUAUGCACAUGGAAGCAAACGAGUUGAUCCGAACAGCCAGGCAACUGGUGUCGCAACUGUACAGCGCAUUUUUGGACGAUGCACUGACGCUGCAAGUGGUGCGCAACCUAGUUUUUCUCGGCAAGGCUUUUGCUCGUGGCGAUGCCAUGGAGGCUGAUGACGAUGAACAAGACAGUGAUGACGACGAGGACGAGGGUGAUGUGGAGAACGAUGGGGAAGUUGAUGUGGAGUUUGACGCAGCAGAAACUCUCGAUGCUAAUGAUAACGAUAACGAGCAUGACGACACGCACGUGGACGACUCCGAGAAGCCAUCACCACAAUUGGCAUGGCUGUUUACGAAGCUGUCCCAUGCUGCACGUCUCAGCCAUCGCGGCGGUCGCUCAGACACAGCGCCUCAGCGAGUCGGCGCUGUUCUUAAAUGGUUCGCUGCCAUGGCCACACAGCUCAGUGCAUCCAUCAUCUCCAAGUUCUUGGUCCAUAUUCUCUCGCCCAUACAGCGUGUCAUGGAUGACGACCAGGCGCCCGAAGAUCUGAGUAUGCUUGCAACUGAGGUUCAAGACCUCAUCCAAGCCCAGGUGGGGCCCACUGUCUUUACGCGCGCAUUUGCACACGUGAAGCAAGCACGUCUCAAUAAACGCCGUGAACGGAAGCAUGAGCGCCUCUUUGAGACUGUCAUGGAUCCUGAGCGCGCGGCGAAGCGGCGCGCUUCAAGAAAUGCAGCAAAGCACCAGAGUCGAAAACGUAAGCAUGCACACUACCGUGACAAGCGGCAGUCCAACAAACGCACGAAAGCGGUAGAAGGAAAUUAG
Molecule: messenger RNA, 8205 nt
Organism: Malassezia globosa CBS 7966
Lineage: Eukaryota; Fungi; Basidiomycota; Malasseziomycetes; Malasseziales; Malasseziaceae
Exons: 1
Coding region: 1-8205 (2734 amino acids)
Cellular component (GO): small-subunit processome; 90S preribosome; nucleolus
Source: RefSeq, a predicted model, not a curated record